UCCUGUCCUGAUUUACUUUUACUCAUUUAGCAGAGGCUUUCAUGCAGUCCUUCGCAGGAGAUUGUCAAAAAGACGCGCUUCCAACAACAGGAUGUUCUAAACCUUUGAGUUAAGGUGAACCUUUUCCUACGAGGAGCACCGGUGAACUGAACGUGCAGAUGCUGAAGAGGACAGGCAGACGCUGCUUCGGCGGCCGAAGAGCACUCUGGGAUCCUCCGGAGCAGAUCUUCAUGACCACAGUUAAGAUGUCGUGGCACUCCGUGUACAGAAGCUCCAAGUUCCGGCACGUUUAUGGAAAAGCGGGAAGCAGGGAGCAGUGUUACGAGGGAAUUCCCAUCACUCACAGCGUGCACGACAACCACUUCUGCGCCGUUAACCCCAAGUUCCUGGCCGUGGUCACCGAGAGCGCCGGAGGAGGAGCGUUCCUCGUUAUCCCACUUCAUAAGCCGGGGAGGAUAGACCCUCAUCACCCCAAGGUCUGCGGACACCAGGGCGGUGUGAUGGACAUCAAGUGGAGUCCGUUCAUGGACAACAUCAUCGCGUCCAGCUCCGAGGACUGUACGGUGAGAAUCUGGCAGAUUCCCGACGGCGGUCUGAGGAGGAACAUGACCGACGCUCUGAUGAUCCUGCUCGGUCACAGCCGGAGGGCGGGGCUUGUCGAGUGGCACCCCACCUGCAGCGGCAUCCUGCUCAGCGCCGGAUACGACUGCAAGAUCCUGAUCUGGAACCUGGAGGAGGGCGUGGCUGUGAAGAUGAUUGACAGCCAUCCUGACGUCAUCCUCUGUAUGUCCUUCAACACUGACGGGAGUCUGCUGGCCACCAGCUGCAAGGAUAAGAAGCUGCGCAUUAUUGAUCCACGCUCAGGGAAAGUUCUGCAGGAAGCAGACUGUAAAAGCAGCCGAGUGAACCGCGUGGUGUUUCUGGGUAAUCUGAAGCGGGUCCUCACCACGGGCGUCUCCAGGUGGAACACCAGACAGAUUGCAUUGUGGGAUCAGGAGGACCUGUCCGCUCCCGUCACGGAGGAGGAGAUGGACGGCCUGUCCGGAGUCCUCUUCCCUUUCUACGACGCCGACACACACAUGCUCUAUCUGGCCGGGAAGGUGAGCCGCUCUCCUUUAAGACGUCCGAGUCGUGCAGAACUGUGUCUCAUCCUGCCGUCACGUCCGCAGGGAGACGGGAACAUCAGGUAUUAUGAGGUGAGUGCUGAGAAACCCUUCCUGCGGUUCCUGAUGGAGUUCAGAUCGCCCGCUCCGCAGAAGGGUCUGGGAGUGAUGGCCAAGCGCGGCGUGGAUGUGAGCGAGUGUGAGAUCUUCAGGUUUUAUAAGCUGGUGACUCUGAAAGGUCUGGUGGAGCCCAUCUCCAUGAUCGUCCCGCGCCGGUCGGAGACCUAUCAGGAGGAUAUCUUCCCGCUGACGGCGGGCACGGAUCCGGCUCUGUCGGCCGCUGAGUGGCUCAGUGGGAUUGAUAGAGGGCCGCUGCUGAUUUCUCUUAAAGAAGCUUAUAAACGUCCAAAUCCAGCGGGUCUCAGAGCAUCUAAACGGGACAGACGGACAGUAAAGGGCAUCGAUCUGCUGGAGAACAUUUCGCCAAACACAGACAAAGAGCAGCUCCUGAAGACGGUCUACAGGCAACAGGACGAAAUAAGAAAACUUAAAGAUGAACUCGGAGGAAAAGACGAGAGAAUCAGACAACUGGAGCUGGAGCUCAAGAACCUGAGAAACACGUGACGAGCAAAGCAUAGCUGCUAGUUUGGCUAAAAACUAUUUUUAAUGAAUUUAUGGAAUUAAAUAACGUUAUUGAAGAUGGAUGCACGGCUUUCAGUUUUGGUUUUAGAUGGACAGUUCACCCUAAAUUUUUAAUUCAUGGAUUAUUUACUCACUCCCAUGUCUUUCGAACCAAUAUGACGACAUUUAUUUACUAUAAUAACAGCUUUGAAGUGAUAGUUAGCCUUUACUUUCACCUCAACAGAAGCUCUGAUAUUGAGGUAAACAGGCAAGUAGUAAUUCAUACUGGUUUAGGAGGACAUAUCGGUAAGUAUUUGAUGAAUUUUCAUGUUUUGGUGAACUCUUUCCUUAAGAUGCAGAUGUGCGAAUGAAGUCUUGACGUGUAAAAACUUUUAUGAUGUGCAGAUGUGCUUCUUCGUCUGUAGAGGAAGCGUGUGAAGUUCUUCCGGUUGUUUGUCAGAAGAUGGCGCCAAAGGAGAGAGCAAACUCAUCUCAAAGUCUCAAUCCGCUUCAUACACGAGAUUUGUGCUCGUUAUUUAUGCUUGUGUGAUGUGAAGUGGGACAUGAUAUGUUUACUCGACAAAUAAAAUACUGCUUAACCACUGUGAA
Molecule: messenger RNA, 2333 nt
Organism: Puntigrus tetrazona (Sumatra barb)
Lineage: Eukaryota; Metazoa; Chordata; Actinopteri; Cypriniformes; Cyprinidae
Gene: coro2bb
Product: coronin, actin binding protein, 2Bb
Exons: 12
Coding region: 159-1727 (522 amino acids)
Biological process (GO): actin filament organization
Molecular function (GO): actin filament binding
Source: RefSeq, a predicted model, not a curated record